Molecule: messenger RNA, 2199 nt
Organism: Cicer arietinum (chickpea)
Lineage: Eukaryota; Viridiplantae; Streptophyta; Magnoliopsida; Fabales; Fabaceae
Source: RefSeq, a predicted model, not a curated record
AAAAGUUCCCGCCAUAUUUCUUUUAGCACCUCAAAUCGGAGAAACCCUAGAGUGAGAGAAGAGAGAGCGCAAAAUGAAAGAGGAAAUCAAAUCCGAAUUCAAAAAAGCAGGGUUCGAUCUCGACGAAGAAGAAGAGAUUCUGAGUAAAUGUCUCACUUUUUGCAUCAACUACAGUCUCACUCCUUCCGAUCUCGUCUCAAGCUGGGAAGUUUAUUACCUUAAUAGGCAGCUGAAUGAACCAACGGUUGAAAAUGCUGAAAUGGAAGGCUUUCUCAUUCAUCUACAAAAUAUUACGAAAGAAGAUAUUAUAAAGGAAGAAACUGGUUUGCAUCUUUAUUCUAUCAAAGAUGUAGAAAUGAUCUUAAAUAAUGUUGAUGAUGAUAUAAAGGAUGAUACUCCCAGUACACCAACAAAUCAUCAUCAAAAUGUUUAUUCUCCUACACAUGAUACACCGUCUUUGUACGGGAAUGUUUUAGCUUCUGGAAAACCAGCAAAUCUGGUGACACCUUUCUCAAAGCGAAAAGAUAGGUUUGCGGUGAAAUUCAGCAUCAACACCAUGCCUGAUGUAGAAAAUGGAAGACAAGAACUUAAUCAUGAGAAUGCAGAGAAUGACGAGUACAGUAUUGUUACGAGAGUCCAAACCCGGAAAAGAUGUUCAUUGGUGUUUCAUGGAUCAGGGCCUAAACCAGGUUGCAGAUUCAUGUAUGAUAGGACGGAGGAUAGGAUUAACGCAAUAGAAAGCCGAAUUAGAAAACAUGCAAGAGCACUUGUAGCUUCUGGGCUCUAUGAAGAACCAACAGACCCUACAGUUGCCUCACCUAGAAGCAUUUUUGCCGUUGGCAUGAUUUGUUGUGAUGGAGAAGGUCGUCUCAAUGAGAAAUCUGUAAUGUUGCAGAGCAGUAUUGAGCAUUCGGGAGGGGAAUGUGUCCGCCUAGACUUACAACGUUUAAGUCAUUUUUCAGUUUUCCCUGGCCAGGUAGUUGGAAUUGGAGGGCAUAAUCCCAGUGGGCAUUGCCUUGUUGCAUCUAAAUUGGUGGACUGUGUACCUACCCCUGUUGCUAACGAGGAUUUUAAUCCUUCAAAGAAGCUAGCUAUUGAUAAGGAGAAUCCGCCAACUGAUCUUCUUUGUAAUCAGAGAGAAUUAUCAAUGAUUAUUGCGGCUGGCCCUUUUACUACAACCGACAAUUUGUUGUUUGAGCCUCUUGUAGAACUGCUGGCAUAUGCAAAGCGAAGACCGCCACAGUUACUUGUAUUGCUGGGACCAUUCAUUGACUCUGAACACCCGGACAUCAAGAAAGGAACCGUAGACAUGGUUUUUAAUGACAUAUUUCGUUUUGAAGUCUUGAAGAAGUUGGAAGAUUAUGUAGAAUGUAUGGGUUCAGCAGUGCGUGUUCUCCUUGUACCAUCUAUACGGGACGCUAACCAUGAUUUUGUUUUUCCUCAGCCUGCAUUUGAUAUCAGUCUACCUCAGAUAUCCAGUCUCACUAAUCCUGGAAUCUUUGAGGCAAAUGAGGUCAAAGUUGGUUGCUGCACUUUGGAUGUUCUCAAGCAGAUCAGUGGGGAGGAGAUAUCACGAAUUGCAGCAGAUGGGAAGCCUAUUGAUCGCCUGAGUAGACUUACAAACCAUAUUCUUAAUCAGCAAAGUUUCUAUCCACUUUACCCACCCGCAGAAAGUGUUCCCUUGGACUUUUCUCUGACGCCAGAAACUCUUCAACUCUCAUUGGUUCCAGAUGUCCUUAUCUUACCUUCGGACAUCAAGUACUUUGUCAAGGUUCUUAAUAAAGAAAGCGACGAGAUAAAUGGCAUGAAAUGCAUUGCCGUUAAUCCGGGAAGAUUAGCCAAAGGAGAAGGAGGAGGUACUUUUGUAGAGCUUGAUUACAGUGGGGGUCCCGACAAAUUUAACGUUUCAAUUAUGGGCAUAUGAAUAUUUGUUUAGAACCCUUAAUUUUUUUGGGUGACUUUUUGUCACACCAUAAGCUCGCCCCUGAUGCAUAGAAAAUUUGCUUUAGAAACUCGGGCACCUUUGUAACAUCAUUGUCUCAGUUUUCUUCAAUUAAAUUUGAAAAAGAAACAGAGAUAUGUAUUAUGUAUUCUUAUUACAGAUUUUGACUUGAUAAGAUGCUAGUCUAACAACGAAAACCUUGUAAAAAUGCUUCAUUUCGCAUAGCGUAUGUAUAGAAACAUGUUGUGAUGCUUUUA